UUCUUUCCUACACUCCGCACCAAGGAAUUUCCUUUCUCUUUCUCUAACUAGUCCACCUAGAUUUCCCUCUCUAUAUAUACCAAGAAGCAUUCUUGGGAAUUCAAAAUCAUUCGCACUUUCGAAAUCUAACAUUAGAAUGGCUUCAAAUAUUGCAGUAGUUGACAGCUUGUCCGACGCUCUGAGACAGAGCCGUUACUACAUGAAGAGAUGCUUUUCUGGGUUUGUAGGAAUGGGGAGAAGGUUGAUGAAACCCCACCAAAUAAUGGAAGUAAUAGACAAAGCAAUCGAGGACAAGCGUGAAAGAGCCAGAGUUUUGGAGGGUUUACUCGGCCAAGUCUUCAGUUCUACCCAGGAGGUGGCUAUAAAUCCACCUUACGUAGCUUUGGCAGUCAGACAGAGCCCUGGUUUUUGGGAAUUUUUUAAGGUGAACGCCAAUAGUCUAGAAGUGGAUUCGAUAACAGCCAAAGACUACUUGAAGCUCAAAGAAAUAGUGUACGAUGAAAAUUGGGCAAUGGAUAAAAAUGCACUGGAAAUAGAUUUUGGAGCAUGUGACUUCUCUACUCCUCGCCUAACCCUUUCUUCUUCUAUUGGAAAUGGAGUUGACUUCAUGUCAAAGUUCAUGACCUCAAGGAUUAGUGGUGAUCUUGAACGUGCAAAGCCUUUGCUUGAGUACUUACUUGCCCUAGAUCAUCACGGAGAGAAUCUUAUGAUCAAUGAGAAUAUCAACACAGUUUCCAAGCUUCAGGCAGGCUUGAUCGUGGCUGAUGUUUACGUUUCUGCCCUCCCAAAAAACACUCCUUACCAAAAUUUUGAGCAGAAGCUUAAAGAGUGGGGGUUCGAGAAAGGGUGGGGAGAAAACGCAGACAGAGUUAAAGAGACAAUGAAGAUCCUUUCAGAGAUACUACAAGCACCGGACCCAAUUAAAAUGGAAUCGUUCUUCAGAAGGCUUCCAAAUAUAUUCAAAAUCGUGAUCUUCUCAGUCCAUGGCUACUUUGGCCAGUCUGAUGUCCUUGGCUUGCCUGAUACUGGUGGCCAGGUUGUUUACAUUCUAGACCAGGUGAAAGCUUUAGAGGAGGAAUUGCUGCUGAGAAUUAAGCAGCAAGGACUGAGUGUGAAGCCUCAGAUUCUUGUGGUGACUCGUCUCAUACCAGAUGCAAAAGGGACUAAGUGCAGCGAGGAGAUUGAGCCUGUCCUCAACACGACACACUCCCACAUCCUUAGAGUCCCAUUCAAGACAGACAAAGGGGUUCUGCACCAAUGGGUAUCCCGGUUUGAUGACUACCCUUACCUUGAGAGAUUUACCCAGGAUGCUACUUCUAAGGUCCUCAAGCACUUGGAAUGCAAACCAGACCUUAUACUUGGGAACUACACUGAUGGAAACUUGGUGGCAUCUCUAAUGGCUAGCAAACUUGGAGUCACUCUGGGAACCAUUGCUCAUGCUUUGGAGAAGACUAAGUAUGAAGAUUCUGAUGUCAAAUGGAAAGAGUUGGAUCCAAAGUACCACUUCUCGUGCCAAUUCACAGCAGACUUGAUUGCAAUGAAUUCAGCCGAUUUCAUCAUUACCAGCACAUAUCAAGAAAUUGCAGGAAGCAAGAAGAGGGCUGGACAAUAUGAAAGCCACCAGGCAUUUACAAUGCCAGGCCUUUGCAGAGUAGUUUCAGGCAUCAACGUCUUUGAUCCAAAGUUCAACAUUGCUGCCCCAGGGGCUGAACAAGCAGUCUACUUUCCCUUCACAGAGAAAAACAAGCGAUUCACAUCAUUUCAUCCUGCCAUUGAAGAACUACUCUAUGCUAACAAGGAUAACCACGAACACAUAGGAUUUCUGGCAGACAAGAAGAAACCAAUCAUCUUUUCGAUGGCAAGGCUUGACACGGUGAAGAACAUUACUGGAUUGGUUGAGUGGUAUGGGAAGAACAAAAGGCUUAGGAACUUGGCGAAUCUUGUCGUUGUUGCAGGGUUUUUUGAUCCAUCAAAAUCGAAAGAUAGGGAAGAAAUUGCAGAAAUAAAUAAAAUGCAUACUUUGAUUGAAAAAUACCAACUCAAGGGUCAGAUCAGAUGGAUAGCAGCUCAGACUGAUAGGUACCGCAAUGGAGAGCUGUAUCGGUGUAUUGCUGAUACAAAGGGGGCUUUUGUGCAGCCUGCAUUUUAUGAGGCUUUUGGUCUGACAGUUAUUGAAGCUAUGAACUGUGGAUUACCAACUUUUGCGACCAAUCAAGGAGGACCGGCAGAGAUUAUUGUUGAUGGGGUCUCGGGUUUCCAUGUCGAUCCUAACAACGAUGAUGAAUCGAGCAACAAGAUUGCUGAUUUCUUUGAGAAGUGUAAGGUGGAUGCUGAGUAUUGGAACAAGGUGUCUCAAGAGGGUCUCAAGCGCAUAUAUGAAUGCUACUCGUGGAAGAUCUAUGCAAAUAAGGUCUUGAACAUGGGAUCUUUAUACGGGUUUUGGAGGCAAUUGAAUAAAGAACAGAAACAAGCUAAGCAAAGAUAUAUUCAACUGUUUUACAAUCUCCUAUUCAGGAAUCGAGCGAAGAGCAUAGCCAUCCCAAGUGCUGAAGCCCAAAAAACAGCACCAACUCCAACGACCAAACCCCAAGAAACAGCGAUGCCAAAACCAAAAGAAACAGAAAUACUAAAAGCACAAGAAACAGCAAAAACAGCAAUUACUAAACCACCAGAACCUACGGCCAGGGAAACUGAGGAGCAGCAGCUUGCCUCCCCAAAAACUGAUCGCGCAGGUUGCCCACGCUGUUCAUGGGCCAUCUUUUGCAUCUCUGUCUUUAUCAUUCUUUACACUUAUAUAAAGUAUUAUGGGUUAUUCAAAGGACCAUGGUCAAAUGAGUGAUUCUUCAGGAAGAAAAGUUAAUAGAAACCUCAAAUGUGUAAGCUCAAUUCAUCAACAAAAUUUCCUUGCAGUCUUUA
Molecule: messenger RNA, 2916 nt
Organism: Camellia sinensis
Lineage: Eukaryota; Viridiplantae; Streptophyta; Magnoliopsida; Ericales; Theaceae
Product: sucrose synthase 6
Biological process (GO): sucrose metabolic process
Molecular function (GO): sucrose synthase activity
Source: RefSeq, a predicted model, not a curated record